AGAGGAGGAGGAGGGUAUUUCAUUUACAUAGUCACGCGUUCUGGAGGUGUCUCUGGUAUGGGUUUUUCGCUCUCCGCUCACCUCCGAACGGCUGAUUCCGAGACUAAAAUCCGAGCUGUGGCUGCGUUGCUCUCACCCUCCCAUGUUCGCAAGCGAUCGAGUCCUGACCUAUCUUGCGCCCUCCGAAGAGGCCCUCGACUCUACUUUCCGUACAGGAUACACUGGGAUAUGCGGCGUCAACAUCGAGCACCUACUCGACGCUGCCCGUGCUGUUCUUCGGCUUCGCAAGGCAGUCGCUCCCACUGAGAUCCGCAUUCUCGCUCAUGGAGCGUAUAACAAAGUCUUCCUCAUUCGGUUCGAAGCGAGUGCCCUUGUCGCGAGGAUCCCACUCCCUAAACCCCCAGCGGCCCGAGACCCCCUUCGGCUCAAGUCCCAACUCGCGACACUAGAAUACAUGAGCGUACACAGACCAGACGUCCCCAUUCCCCGACUCCUCUCUGCGCAGCUCAGCGGCACCAACCCGGCAGGCGUGCCUUAUACGCUCAUGGAGUUCUGCAAAGGCACGCCGAUCACUCCUCCAGAGUGGCACAAUAUAACAACAGCGCCGGUUCCGUUCAGUGCAAUCGGAAGCAUCGUGGCCGAUAGGACAGACACUUCGCACUGCGUCUCGCAGCACGGAAUUCGCAUCAUACCUAUGAUCCCACAAUAUCCUAACAACUCUACCGAGCUGCUCGAUCCGUCGAUCGAGGCGCGGUGCGGGCCCACUACGCUAGCCGAACAUUGGCACUACGCCCUUGACGCCGCACGUCGUGCCAUGGUCAAGGAAUUUCCCACGGAUGACGAUGACCGACGUACGCUCAUACGGUGCGCUGAUAUCAUACGGGACCUCAUCAAUAUCGCCGCCUCGCUUGACCCAUUGGCCAACUCGACCUCACUCUCCGCCGCGCCUAACCUUGCCCUGAUACACGGCGAUUUUGCGUGCUGGCGCAACGUGCUGUUCUCGGCGGACCGCACACGCAUCGAAGGCAUAGUCGACUGGGAUGAUUCAGUCGUCGUUCCCCGAGAUAUAGCGGCUCGGUAUCCCGAGGAGCUGACAGACAACGCGGGUUGGCAGUUUGACCCCGAGGACAGGUUCGCCAUACCACCUGAUGCCUUGCCCGAGGAUUCGUCUUCGUGGCAGAUAGCACUUGAAAAUACGCAGCUGCGGAAGAGAUUCAGGGACACAGUGCAAAGAUUCGAUCCACAGCUGGCGGCGCUCUACACGGACCCCAAGGCGAGGUUCAGGCGGCGCGUGGAUUAUUUAGCCAUGCACGAUUGGCGAGGCUGGUAUCUAUAUAUCGACUGGAUACUCGAGGAGGCGAUGAAUGAGGCCCAUGCAAUAUUUGAGAACAGGUUGGCGUAGCUCAGACUGGCACAGACACAUCACAAAGUUCGUACUCUGGUCAUGCAUUACUACUACUUAUUAGUAGUAUUGAGUCUGUAUCAAUACGCGAUUCAGCAAGCAUAUACUAGUAGGCGACAUGAUGAAGCUGUCUCACAGAUAGCUCUCUAGUAGCGGUCAAUGCUAUAGGAGUAUAUGUACUCAAAAGGCCCCUGGCCUACUUAUUAGGGC
Messenger RNA from Fomitopsis serialis, 1612 nucleotides. RefSeq lists its product as uncharacterized. Gene Ontology annotation, cellular component: mitochondrion. Lineage: Eukaryota; Fungi; Basidiomycota; Agaricomycetes; Polyporales; Fomitopsidaceae. The transcript is spliced from 3 exons. The coding region runs from base 143 to 1402 and encodes 419 amino acids. The record is from RefSeq and is a predicted model, not a curated record.